AUGACCUCUUCAUCCGACUACUCUGACAUCAAGUUCGAGAUCAAGGGACAGAUUGGUAUCAUCAAGUUCAACCGUCCCAAGGCCCUCAACUCCUUCGGCGGAAAUCUCAUCCCAGACGUCAUUGCCGCACUACGCGUUCUAAAUGAGCACCCAGACACCGUCUUCACCGUCUUGACAGGUGAAGGCCGAUUCUUCUCCGCCGGUGCAGACGUCAAAGGCAUCCCCGGAGCUGGUGAAGUGUUCAAAAAUGGUGGAGAGAAGAAAUUGAGUUACAUGACUCGGUUUGGCUAUGCCACGGAACUUCUACGCUCCAUGAUCGACCACCGCAAAGUCCUCAUCCUUGCCCUAAACGGCCCCGCUGUCGGUGGUGGUGCAGCUUGGUUCCCGGGUAUUGCGGAUAUUGUCCUUGCUUCCUCAACAGCUUGGCUGCAAUGUCCUUUCUCAGCCCUCGGUCUCGUCCCUGAGAACGGAUCCGCUUUAUCCUUUGCCCAAUCCAUUGGCAUUCACCGGGCCAACGACUUCCUCAUGUUCGGCCGUAAACUCUCGGCACAAGAGCUUGUUGAUGCGGGUCUCUACAAUUAUGUGUGGGACGCUACAGGUGAUGAGUUCCAAGGCAAGGUUGUCGAGUUCUUGGAGGAGCAGCUAAAGGGAAAUGAUGGAAAGAGUAUGAUGGAGAUGAAGAGGUUGCAAAAUGCGCCGAUUAGGGAUGCGCGGAUGAUUGCUGUAGUUAAUGCUAUUGAUGCAUUGGCGGAAAGGUUUGUUGAGGGUGCGCCCGCGGAGAGGUUCAGGAUCAAGAGGGAGGAGAUGGAGCAGAAGAGUAAGGCUAGAUCGAAGAUCUGA
Messenger RNA from Alternaria burnsii, 840 nucleotides. RefSeq names its product clpP/crotonase. The transcript is spliced from 2 exons. NCBI's taxonomy places the organism in Eukaryota, Fungi, Ascomycota, Dothideomycetes, Pleosporales, Pleosporaceae. Gene Ontology annotation, cellular component: peroxisomal matrix. The record is from RefSeq and is a predicted model, not a curated record. Bases 1 to 840 code for a protein of 279 amino acids. Gene Ontology annotation, biological process: fatty acid beta-oxidation.